This is a messenger RNA of Pleuronectes platessa (European plaice), 5237 nucleotides long. RefSeq names its product oxidative stress responsive kinase 1b (gene oxsr1b). Gene Ontology annotation, biological process: protein phosphorylation. The coding region runs from base 523 to 2127 and encodes 534 amino acids. Gene Ontology annotation, molecular function: ATP binding; protein serine/threonine kinase activity. The record is from RefSeq and is a predicted model, not a curated record. The transcript is spliced from 18 exons. NCBI's taxonomy places the organism in Eukaryota, Metazoa, Chordata, Actinopteri, Pleuronectiformes, Pleuronectidae.
ACUGUCACCAAUGACAGUCCGCCAUUGAAGGUGUGGCGGAACUCAAGGGUUUGAUUCGUUUUGUCUCAAUUAAAAAACCCAAUUUUAAAGUACCAGAGUUCAUUAAUAACAUAAUAGUGUGUGAAAGCAUUAACAGAAGUAAAGGCAGGUUUGUGCCUCGCAACGCUUCAAUCGGCACGGCUCGUUUCUGUGCGUUUUAGCGCUGCUUUAUCCUGCUCCUCGUUAGCUGCAAGCUAACGUCAGAAGCAGCUCCCUCCAGUGGCUUCCGGAGCUCACGCUGUCCCCGCUCAACAUGUCCGCCGGGAGGGUCCACAUUCGCUCGGCAGGAAUGCGGUAGGCGGGGCCGCUCGACUGGUGUCAAACUUUGGGAAUGACAGGAGCUCUGCGGGAUUCGCGAAGAAGGGGAAGUGUCGCCCCGCUCGGUCCCGUCUGGAUUACUUCGACUUCUCCCUCCGCCCUGCGUCCGGAUCCAGCAGCUCUCCGCAGAUAGCGCGGCCUCCCCCCGCAGCGCAUCCCUCAGCCAUGUCGGAGGACGCGAGCCCCCAGCCCUGGUCCAUCAACAAAGAUGACUACGAGCUACACGAGGUGAUUGGGAGUGGAGCCACGGCGGUGGUCCAAGCAGCCUACUGUUUACCACGCAAAGAGAAGGUGGCCAUCAAACGUAUCAACCUCGAGAAGUGCCAGACCAGCAUGGACGAACUCCUGAAAGAGAUUCAGGCCAUGAGCCAGUGCCACCACCCCAACAUCGUGUCUUACUACACCUCGUUUGUGGUAAAGGAUGAACUGUGGCUGGUCAUGAAGCUGCUCAGUGGUGGCUCCGUGCUAGACGUGAUCAAGCAUAUCAUCUCGCGAGGCGAACACAAGACGGGCGUCGUGGACGAGGCCAGCAUAGCCACUGUGUUGAGAGACGUGCUGGAAGGACUGGAGUAUCUACACAAGAACGGACAGAUCCACAGAGAUGUUAAGGCUGGAAACAUUCUCCUCGGGGACGAUGGCUCGGUGCAAAUUGCAGACUUUGGCGUCAGUGCCUUUCUAGCCACAGGUGGUGACAUCACUCGCAACAAAGUGCGCAAGACGUUUGUAGGAACGCCAUGCUGGAUGGCGCCAGAGGUCAUGGAGCAGGUGAGGGGCUAUGAUUUCAAAGCAGAUAUUUGGAGUUUUGGAAUCACAGCCAUUGAGCUCGCCACAGGCGCUGCACCUUAUCACAAAUACCCGCCAAUGAAGGUGUUGAUGCUGACGCUGCAGAAUGACCCUCCAUCCCUGGAGACCGGCAUCACAGACAAGGAGAUGGUGAAGAAAUAUGGAAAAUCCUUCAGGAAGAUGAUCUCGAUGUGUCUACAGAAAGAACCAGAAAAAAGGCCAACAUCCUUAGAGCUGCUGAAGCAUAAAUUCUUUCAGAAAGCGAAGACCCACGAGUAUUUAAACGAGAAGUUACUUCAGAGGGCGCCCACAAUAACUGAGAGGUCAAAAAGGGUUCGUCGAGUUCCAGGUUCCAGUGGCCGGCUGCAUAAAACAGAGGACGGCGAAUGGGAAUGGAGUGAUGACGAGUUGGAUGAAGAAAGUGAAGAGGGCAGAGCUGCUAUUGCUGCCUUAAGGUCACCGAGAGUGAAGGAGGGGUCGCAGGGCUCAGAGGUUUUCCAGACUCCUGAGCCGUCAAGUAAUCAACUCCAGCCGACGGCCGCAGGUCAGGCAGAACUACCUCAGGCUGCAGGCCAGGUUCCACUGCAGCCCACACCAGUCAACACUCAAUCCACUGCCCAGGCUGCGUCUCCCACACCAGGCGCUGCUGCCGCCGCUUCUCCCACACAGGCUCCAGCUGCUUCAGGGGAUGUGACGGCUCCCAUUAGUUUGGUAUUAAGGUUAAGAAACUCCAAGAAGGAGCUAAACGACAUCCGCUUUGAGUAUAUGCCAGGGAGAGACACAGCAGACGGCGUGUCCCAGGAGCUAGUGUCAGCUGGUCUGGUGGACGGGAAAGACCUAGUAAUAGUUGCAGCAAAUUUGCAGAAAAUAGUUGAUGAGCCUCAAUCCAAUAAAAACGUCACUUUCAAGCUGGCUUCUGGAACUGAGGGAUCUGAAAUACCAGAUGACGUCAAACUGAUGGGCUUUGCUCAGCUCAGCAUUAAUUAAACUGUUGUUCUACCUGGAACCAUGACUUGCCUAAAAAAAUGUGAAAAUUACAACAAAAAAAAUAGUUCAAUGCAUUUUUUUUCUUUCUAUGGCUGUAAAGAAACCACUACUGCCAAAGAAAACAGUACCGUUUCAUCACUCAUAGGAUUCUGCAAUGCCGACUCGCUGAAUUAGACGAUCGGCUGAAGUACCAGAGCGUUCAGUUUAAGAACCACUCAACAACCGCGACAAAGAAAAGAAAGUUUACAGUGCAUACGUAGAAGGAUGAAAGUAUCUCCAACUUUUAGUUUUUCUCAUUCUGGUCUCCUUCAUGGUUAUUUUCUCUCUUUAAUAUGUGAUGCAUUUGCACAAUCUUAACUAACACCCUUAAAUCCCAAUAAGUGUAACAAUGCCUUAUAUUCAUCCGAACUACUGAAUGCACGUUUUGGGGGAUGUCCCCCGGCACCAUAUGAAGCAUUGUGUUGUCUGAAAUGUACAACUGUGGUUUCAGAUGCUGAUGUCAAACCUUUUUACUUCUUUUGAAAGGUGGGGGGAGUUAAAAUAUUGUACACAAACCUGAAAUGUGUGGAUGCCAAAUUAUGUCGUCAGAUAGAAGUGAACGGCCUUUAAUAGUAAAAUAAGUUUUUUUCUGUGUUUAUUCUAUAUUUCUUUGCAUCAAUAAAUAGUUAAUAGAUAAUUUUCCUGAACGUGACCUUCAGCUCAGCCCAUUUAUUCCUAAGGACGAUUUAUAUCUUUAAAAAUAAGGUCAACAAUAUUUAACUUUGAUUUAUUAUUAUUAAUAAUAAUAUUUGUACUCAGUAGCUGGCCAUUUCGUUUGAAUCGACUUAUAAAGACGUGCUCGUUUAAGCUUUAUUGGCAUCAGGAUGGUUUAUGUGAAAUUAACUCAAUAAACAACCCUGACCUUGUUUAUUGUUACGAAGGAGAAUGUCAACCAGUGCAAUGCUGUGUUGUAGUUUUUACUGACACACAUAGGAUUUGUUGAUUAAGAAAAUAUUAAAUAUCAUCAGACAUGAAUCUUAAUUGAAAUGUAAAAUAAAAAAUCAAAUGUUUAAGAAAAAAAGGAAAAAAAAAUAGGUCACCUCUGUAUUAAUGAAUUAUUAGGUGAUGAUCAGAAUUUAUGUACAAUGAAAUCAUAAACCUGAUGUAGAUUUGUUUAUAUUGGCCUCUUGUGAAAAUUAAUAUUCUUUGAUAAUAGUAAAAUGUUUGACAGCAGCUGAAACCACACGUGUGUCCGUUGGUAUAAGUUUAUGUCUGUUUGGAAUAAGUUUCUCAAAUCCUUAAAAACUAAAAACAAAAAAAGACUUAAGUGCAUAUUUUGUUUAUGUUGAUGAAACAAGUACUUGAUUUAACCUCUAAUAUGUAAAUAUUGACAUUUGGCAUUGAUUUGUUUUUGUACUGGGUGUUUCACUCUGCCUUUUUUCUGUCUUGUGACACAAUUUGUGGGUUGUGGCGCCGCGUGAAGGAAAACAACCACAACGACGUCUGGCCUCGACUUCCCUCCUUCUGCAGGACAAACUGUCACUUUUACUGUAUUUCAUGUAUGACGUUUAUUUACCUUUACACGUAAAAAGAAAGACUUCAGCUUUUCACUUUUUGCCUUUUGGGGGGAAAAAAAUAUUGAAUAUAAUUUUGCCGUGGAGCCACAGCUGUCUGCUCGAUACGAGAGAUGUUCCGAUGCCCUUUUCCCUUCCAAUACCGUUUCCGAUACCGGGACUUUACGUAUCUGCCAUACCGAGUACCAAUCCGAUAUUAGUAUCAACAUAUACAACCUAUUUAAACAGCCGUAUGCUACUAACCCUGUAUGAAAGGGAUGAUUACCAUCAUUGUUGUAUGGCCUGGCUCCGGUUAAGUAAAUACACAGUUUUAGAAUCAAUUUGAAAAACAACACUUAAAAAUACAUCUAGAAAUGCACAACUACUUUCUUUGGCUUCGCAUUACAUUGAAGUCUUGAGUUGCCAUUUUAAUUGGGCGUACAAUCUAGCCAAAUUGCGGACAUGUUAGCUAGCAUGGGUGAUGCUACACUGCCCGAACCCACUUGUUCACCGAUCUAAAAAGAUUACUAGCCAGUGGCAGUACAGUAAAACUGCUGUUUCCAAACUAGACGUGGUGUCGGAUCAGUACUUCGGUUCACGUACUCGCCGAUGCCCGACCCGGCAUUUCCGGCAGUAACGGAGGCAUUUCUGAUGCUAGUACAGGUAUCGGAACUUCAGGGUACUUCAUACCUGCCCAUCCUAAAAAAACUAUGAUUGUAAACUUUUUGAAUGAUCAGAAUUGCAUUUUUGUUGCAGGCCCGAUCUCACAUCCUCUCAUGAUGAAUGUGAAUCUCUGUAUUUGACGCAGACGGCUGUGGCUGAAACACUCUGCUCUGUUGCAUCGAUCUCAAAUGCCAGCAAGUUUUUACUGUUUCAUUUGGUGAUGUGAUAAUAUCAUAACCCUCCAGAUGCCAUAUUGAAUGAUUCUUUUUUUUUUUGCUUGCAGAUGAAAUGUUAAGAGAAAAUCUUUGUAUUUUGACUUUAAAACAUGUUACAUUUUACGCUAGCCUUAACUUGAAAAUUACCAAGUGUAUUUUUUUUUCCUUUUUGUUGACACGUCAAAUUUUUGAUUCAGAUUUUCGGUGUCUUUGAAAUGAAGGCGUUGUUACACAUGGAGAUGAGGGGUUUGACAACAUCGGUAAAACCCCAACGUUACACUUACGUUUCUAAACUACAGUAUUUGUUGCCAUUCUCCUGGUUUUCUGACAGGAUAGCUGCGCAUGAGCCCUGACAGAAAGUGCGUGUGCAUGUGUGCUGUAAAGACCGAGCCCUGCUUCUAACGGAGAUGAAGAUCUACUGGAUUUGUUCUCAUUCUUUCUCCAACAUCAGUCUCUAGUGUCCUGCUUACAUGUCGUCUAUCAAAGCCGGAGCAACCGAACAGAUACAAAAAAAUGAAACCUUUGUCCAGGCAAUAACUCAUCAAGGCUGUAAUAUAUUUAAAUUUCCCAACUCUUUUCACUUUAUUUCUUUAUUUUUAUUUUUCCAUUCUUUCAUUUGCUCUGUUUUUGAUCGUUUAGGAGUUCAAAGCAUGUUUCUCUUGAUUAUUUUGAAUCAAUAAAGAAUGAGCAUAUCAGCCAA